UGUCAUGUGAAAGGCCACAAGCUCCAUUCAGAUUCGGAGCGCUAACGAACAGUAAUAACAGACCGAGGGGGGAGAAUGAGCAAUGGUGGGAGAACAAGCUACUGACAGUCUUUCUAUCGCCUUCUAGCCGCCGCUUCUCUUCUCGCGGAGCGUUUGGUUUUGAUAUAAAUUCAUGAUCGUUUUGCAUUUGAAGUCGCCACCAUGCGAGCUCAAAUUGAAGUGAUACCUUGCAAGAUCUGUGGUGAUAAGUCCUCAGGGAUCCACUAUGGAGUCAUCACUUGUGAAGGUUGUAAGGGCUUCUUUAGGAGGAGUCAACAAAACAAUGCCUCUUACUCCUGUCCUCGACAGAGAAACUGCUUAAUUGAUCGGACUAAUAGGAAUCGAUGUCAGCAUUGUCGACUGCAGAAGUGUCUUGCCCUUGGAAUGUCUCGUGAUGCUGUGAAGUUUGGGAGAAUGUCCAAGAAGCAGCGUGACAGUUUGUACGCCGAGGUCCAGAAGCACCAACAAAGGCUGCAAGAGCAGCGGCAGCAGCAGAGCGGCGAGGCAGAAGCUCUUGCCCGCGUCUACACCAACAGCAUCAGCAAUGGCUUGACAGACCUGAACAACGAGAUUGGUGGCACUUACGCAAACGGACAUGUAAUCGAUCUGCCAAAAGUACAGUCUGAGGGAGCUAAUGGAUAUUACAGUGUAGAUUCUGCGCAACCAUCGCCGGAUCAGUCUGGAAUAGACAUGGCUGGAAUCAAGCAAAUAAAACAAGAGCCUAUUUAUGAACUCACACCUGUACCAAACUUGUUUACGUAUAGCUCUUUUACAAAUGGUCAACUGGCUCCUGGAGUAACUAUGACCGAAAUAGAUCGUAUCGCACAGAAUAUUAUUAAGUCCCACUUGGAAACGUGUCAAUAUACGGUGGAGGAACUUCAGCAGUUGGCAUGGCAGACGCAUACAUAUGAAGAAAUUAAAGUUUACCAAAACAAGGUGAGGGAAGUCAUAUGGCAGCAGUGUGCAAUUCAGGUCACGCAUGCAAUUCAGUACGUAGUCGAGUUUGCCAAACGCAUAACAGGGUUUAUGGACUUGUGUCAGAAUGAUCAAAUUCUCCUUCUCAAAUCAGGGUGUUUGGAGGUGGUGUUGGUCAGAAUGUGCCGUGCCUUUAACCCACUCAACAACACAGUGCUUUUUGAGGGAAAAUAUGGAGGCAUGCAAAUAUUCAAAGCUCUUGGAUGUGAUGAUCUAGUGAGCGCUGUCUUUGACUUUGCUAAAAGUUUAUGUUCCCUUCAGCUGACUGAGGAAGAAAUAGCUCUUUUCUCGGCUGCUGUGCUGAUAUCACCCGAUCGACCAUGGUUGAUGGAACCUAGGAAAGUUCAAAAGCUACAGGAAAAGGUUUAUUUUGCACUACAGCAUGUGAUUCAGAAAAAUCACCUGGAUGAUGACACAUUAGCAAAGCUGAUCUCCAGAUUACCAACUUUAACUGCACUUUGCAACCUGCACACCGACAAGCUCCAAGCAUUCAAGCUGUUGCACCCAGAGACAGCAAACAGCCUGUUCCCUCCUCUCUACAAGGAGCUUUUUAACCCAGACUCUUCGGCCAUCCCCAAGUGACGGUAAUGGCUGACAUGUGCUACUGUACUUGGAACAAAGGUCUCGUCAUACAAAGGCACACAAUGUGUACAUUUGAGACUUCUAAAUGAAAAAAAAAUCACUACUGCAACACUAGGAAUGUCCUGCACUUAAAUAGAUUCUUUUUCACCGCUACCGAUUAAAGAAUGUAAAUACUGCACCUGACCUGGAGCUUUGUGGAGCCAGUCAGAAAAUGUACAAAAGUUAAGUCAUUCUUCUUUUUAUCUGUUUUGGGGGUCAGUUUUAACAAUCAGAUGCUGGUUAAUGCUGUUUUAUAACUAGAACCGUGAUUUCACAGUAUUAUUCCUUCUAUUUGUGAUUUGGACAUAAUUUAAGAAACUUAGCCUGCUAGGCUUAACUGUUUCCAUGUAAAUUUUCUUUCUAUCAUAUUUUUUGUUGGGUCUUGUAAUUUAAUUUUUGAUGUUUUUGAGAAUUUGACAUUUCCAAUAUGUGUAUGAAAAUAUAUUUUGGGAAAAGAUGUGGGAGAGAAAGGAUAUAAACAAAAGCCUUGUCUGGUUUGUUGAGAAAUUGAGUGUGGAUUCUGGUAUAUUAUAUGUAAAGAGGGUUUUAAGGAUUUGUUGCCUGUAAAUGUAAAUUCUAGAUAAAAAAAAGCACUAGUUUUCCACAUUAAACUAUAUUUUUAUGUAAAAAGUUGCACAGAAUGACAAAAAAAACACAAAACAAAAAAGAUAGUAUUUGGCCUUUUAGCCACAGUGAUGUCCACCAAAACAUUGUGAUGGAAGCUUUAAUGGUCUUUGUAAGUGAGAGUGUAUAUCCCAGUGUAUUUCAAAUAGGAACUGGUAACGAAAUUAUUCUGAUCUACAAGGAAAGGCUUUUAGGAUGUAUUUUUAUCAUUCCAUGGCAAAUUGUC
Mobula hypostoma (lesser devil ray) is the source of this 2485-nucleotide messenger RNA. It is a transcript of the gene rorb, whose product is annotated as RAR-related orphan receptor B. Gene Ontology annotation, cellular component: nucleus. The transcript is spliced from 10 exons. Gene Ontology annotation, biological process: regulation of transcription by RNA polymerase II. NCBI's taxonomy places the organism in Eukaryota, Metazoa, Chordata, Chondrichthyes, Myliobatiformes, Myliobatidae. Gene Ontology annotation, molecular function: nuclear receptor activity; RNA polymerase II cis-regulatory region sequence-specific DNA binding; zinc ion binding. The record is from RefSeq and is a predicted model, not a curated record. The coding region runs from base 202 to 1596 and encodes 464 amino acids.